This is a messenger RNA of Cooperia oncophora, 402 nucleotides long. The record is from the annotation of a GenBank genome assembly. Lineage: Eukaryota; Metazoa; Nematoda; Chromadorea; Rhabditida; Trichostrongylidae.
AUGCUGAUUCCUAGCAAAAAUAGAAAAGCCAUCUAUGAGUACCUCUUCAACGAGGGAGUGGCCGUCGCUAAGAAAGAUUUCAAUCUUAAACAACACCCAAAUAUUCCCGGAGUGACCAAUCUUGAAGUUAUCAAGGCUUUGAAGGCAUGUUCGAAUUCAUUAUUUUACCAGUCAACUUACAUGUUUCCCAGCUUGGCUUCCCGUGAACUUGUUAAGGAGCAGUUCGCAUGGCGACAUUACUAUUGGUACCUGACCGAUGAGGGUAUCGCUCAUUUGAGAGAGGUCUUGAAUCUGCCGGCUGAAAUUGUUCCCUCGACCGUUAAGAGCAAGCCAAGGGACAUCCGCGCACCCACUGACAUCCGCGAACGCAUUCCUCGCGCAGGUUGGUUUUCAUCAUCUUGA